This is a messenger RNA of Chelonus insularis, 5751 nucleotides long. RefSeq names its product fruitless (gene fru). The coding region runs from base 440 to 1615 and encodes 391 amino acids. The record is from RefSeq and is a predicted model, not a curated record. Lineage: Eukaryota; Metazoa; Arthropoda; Insecta; Hymenoptera; Braconidae. Gene Ontology annotation, biological process: regulation of transcription by RNA polymerase II. Gene Ontology annotation, cellular component: nucleus. The transcript has 5 exons. Gene Ontology annotation, molecular function: protein binding.
UGUGCCCGUGCGGUAUACAUCAUUCUGUACUUGCGAUAUUUCUACCCUCCGUUACCUUAUACUCUCGGUCUCACAGAAUAAAUCACUGUUACCAGUUCCAUCGUUUUUUUUUUCAUCGCGCGCGGAAAUACUUGUCUUCUCAAACUGAUCUGAAGACAUAUCGAGUGCAGUGAUUGCAUCUGUUACGUAUUCUUAGACUUUUUGAAAGUUUUCAAGUAUUUUAGUGAUUAUUUGUGGACUUAUGAUCACGGACAAUCUCAAUAAUCAAAUGAAAAUAGUUGAGAAAAUUUUCAUUUAAUUAAAGAUCAGCAGAACAAACAGAAAGAAUCAAUCAUCUUUGAAGAUAUCAUCAGACCUUUCAUCUCUGAAGAAUACACCGUUUGAAGAAGACUGGUGGUCGAAUUAGAGGUGGCCCAAUCUUGGGGCCCUGAAGAUUUUCAUGUUUACGAACUUUAAUAAAUCAGGGUCGGGAUUGGAGAUAAACAAGAUGGACCAACAGUAUUGCCUUCGGUGGAACAAUCAUCCAGCGAAUUUAACGGACGUGUUGAGCUCAUUACUUGCAAGAGAAGCUCUGUGUGACGUUACUCUCGCCUGCGUUGGAGAGACAUUCAAGGCUCACCAAACGAUAUUGUCGGCUUGCAGUCCUUAUUUUGAAAAUAUAUUUCUUCAAAACACUCAUCCACACCCAAUUAUUUUCCUCAAGGAUGUCAAUGACACCGAGAUGAAGGCAUUGCUCCACUUUAUGUAUAAAGGAGAGGUUAAUGUUAGUCAACAUCUAUUACCUAUGUUUCUCAAGACCGCUGAGGCAUUACAAAUCAGAGGUCUCACUGACAAUAGUGUAAAUAACAAAACUGAAGAAAAAAGUCCGUCUCCUGAGCCAGAGACACACGGAACCAACAGGCGUUCUGAUUCUCCUAACCUCCAAGGUUCAGAAAAAAAAAAACGAAAAUUGUCUGGCAGUUAUGAUGUUUUACUUACGGGUCCACCAAGCGAACGUUUCUUGUCCGAUUCUCAGGCCUCAUCUCAAUGUAGUUACAAAUCAAGUCCUACAGUGAUUCCAAAGUUAAAUAAUACACUAGGUGGCGAUUUAGAAGAUGGAGGUCGAACAAUAUCUCCAUCAUCUCAAACACCAACGGCUAUCAAACAGGAAGUUGACCACCACAUGCCUGACUUCCAUGACAAUAUUUCUCUACCUGGCCAUCCGGUUGGAAUGUUAGGAGAAGACGGAGGACCAACGGCGGGGGCGUUAAGUGAUGGUGUACCAGGAAUGGAAACGUCUGAACACCACAAUCCACCGGAAAUUCUCGACGGGCUGGAUGGUUCAAAAGCCUGGCACAUGCGGCUGACCUUUGACCGGGUGCCAGGCGGCUGCAACCUUCACAGGUGCAAGCUGUGCGGCAAGGUCGUGACGCACAUCAGGAACCACUACCACGUCCACUUCCCCGGCAGGUUUGAGUGUCCUCUUUGUCGUGCCACGUACACUCGUAGCGACAAUCUACGUACGCACUUUAAAUUUAAACACCCCGAAUCAAGAAAGAUCGAUCUAAACGACUUUGUGGCGAGUUCGCUGGCACUAUCCGCGACAAAUAAUGACACCAUGAAUACGCUAUCAUAAGACGAGCUCGCGUGGGUGCGCGGUGCGUGCGUACGCCCACGCGUGGAAGCCCAACAACCGCAACAGCCGUGGCGCGUGCCGGCUCUCAUACGUGAAACUGAGAAUUACCCUACUCUACUCACGCCUGGGUGGCCGGCUCCAUUUUUAUUUUUCAAUCGUUUUUUUUCUGAACACCAAAUCUUAUAGGUUCUACGCUUAAUGAUUAUAUAGUAAUCACUUUAAUAUGAUGAUUAUCAUAAAUCAUGAGACAUUAAGAUGAUUUAUUGAGGUUUAGGUACAGCGUGCAGUGAAUUUUUAUUACCAAUAUUCAAUAUUAAUCGUCGUCAACAUCAUCAUCAUCAUCAUCAAGCAUCACCAUCAUCAGUAUCAUUCAGUAUGGUGGAGAUGACUAUAUUUGAAUAAACAUUCGUCAACAUGAUGAUUACCGACAUUGAACUACAGUGAAUGUGCGCUAUCAGAUCAACUCAAUAUAUUAAGAUGUAUAUAGAUAUUUAAUCUAUUGUCAGGAAUAAGAGGAGUCGAGUAUAUAAAAAAAAAAAAAAAUGAACCAAUUAAAAAAUUUUCCACAGCAGUCGUAUUAACGAAAAAAAAAAAAAUAAUUACAAACUAAGUGUUUAUCUCUCCUCAAAAUAUUAUUAAUUUUUAUUUCGCUGGCUAAAAUUUCAUUAGUCUUUCUUACGUGAGUUAUUAACUCGAUAAGUAAUUCAACUAUUAAUGUGAUUAAUUGUUGAAUAAUCAAGGCCUCGUAGAAUCUGGAUAAAAAAAUUGAUAGAUAAAAAAGAAUAAAAAACAAAAAAAUGAUGAGAUUGUUUGAAAAAAGAGACAAUGGAGUAAUCAGAUGCGUGGUGAUAAGACGGAUUAUUUAAUUAAUUAAAUUUAUUAUAUAUCUAUAACAAAUGGGAGCAAAAAUGGUGCCAAUUCCUCCCGUAGUUGCUGCUGAGCGGCGUCGGCAGGCUGGCAGCCGAUAUUAAUUAUUAACUAUCAAUUCAUUGAAUUAUUAAUUAUUCUCAUUAACUUUAAAAUAUUGUCAAUUAUUAUUAUCAUUAUUAUUAAUAUUAUAUUAAUUAGUUAAUUGAUUUAUUAUUUUGAGGAAAAAAAGUUAAUACUAAAUUCAAUAUUUACAUAUUAAUAAUUCAGUUAAUGCGCAGGGUGAAUCUUAUUAUUGUUGAAGUUUGAGGUUGGACUUUAUAUUAUAUUGUAAUCACUAAUUUUUACGGGAGGGAAGUCUAUAGCAAUAUCAAUAUCAUAAUUACUACGUUUGAGCUCAAAAUUAAACGCAAAUAAUAUUUUUAAUAUUUUUUAAAACGCAACAGAAUUGCAAAUUUAUAUUUGCAUGGUCAAUUCACAACGAAUUUUUUAAAUACAAAACUAUAAGUAAGAUAAUAUAAAUUCAUCACUAUAUUACUUGUUAAAUUGCACUUGGAUUCUAUGAUUAUGAAAAAAUAAUCAACACUAAACAGAAUAAUCAGUAAAGGGUAUAAAUGCAAAAAUUACACGACAUUCCAAGGCUUAUUGAUGAAAUAACUGACAGUUAAGAUUUAUCUAUAAAUAAUUUAUUCUUAUUAGAAUAUUUUCAAUUUUUACAAAUUAUUUAUUGCAUUGUUACCAUUGGUUUUAAUUAAUCAGUUAUUGUUUUUAAUUGAUGAUAAAUUACAUGAAUUUUAUAUACUAAUAAUAUAACUACUUACAUGUUAGGUACAUAGUAUACAUGUAGUGCAAUAGACCAAAUAACUGUUAAAGCUGUUGUAUGAGGGUCAAUUAAAACAGUAUGAUGUGGAAAGAAUAUUUUAAUACAGAAACGAAAAUUACUACAUACUUAAAGAGCCAAACAAAUUAAUAAUUGUGAUUAAUCUGAUAUUACCGUCGAUCUAUCUCUCCUCAUAUUAAUAUUUUGUUGGGAUGGUUACUAAUAAAAAUGAUUUUAAAAAAUUUAUUAAACCUGUGGGGAACGUUGUAUGGUUAUAGUUUAAAUCAAGAGCUAAAAAUACAAUUAUUAUGAAUAAUUAUUAAUUAUUAUUAUUUAAUAUAGAUAUGAAUAUAAAUAUAUGAAGAUGAUAUAUAACCAGAAUAUUAAUAUAUUACGCAGAUUAAUAGGAAUAUAAAUAAUAUAUUUAGAUAAUUUAUUAAAUUUUGUUUGUUUUAUCGUUUUCUGAUUUUAUAUUUACAGAAUGUUAUUUACUAUUCACCUUGUGAGCAGUAGAAAAGUGAACCGUGCACUUUACAUUAUUAUUAUUAUUUAUUUAACACCAGAGUUUUGUUGAAUAUAUCAAUAAGAUAUAUUUGUAGGCCUAUCUUUUCCCCUGGUAAAUUGUUAAAUGAAUUUUUAAUUGAUUCUUUCUCUCUGAACUUUUUGAUUUCCUACAAUAGUUAUAUUUAUUUAUUCAUAACUUAUUUAUAAAUAGAUGAAUUUAUUCAGUUAUUGUUUUAAUAUUUACAAAUUUUAACGUUGAUUUAUUUAUUGAAUAUUAUUAUGAUGGUUUUUUUUAAUUUCACUGCAAUAUUUGUAAACAUUGUUUUAUAAUAUCCUUGUGAUUCUAAUUCCCGAAAGUCACUCAUGAAUAUAGUCUUUUGAUCCUCAAAAUAACCAAUAGUAGAUUCUGUAUAUGAGGAUGCAAUUGGAAUUGCAAUGCCUGAGGUCAUGUUAGAUAUUCCAGAUAGGGGGAUAUAAGUAUAAACUACGUCAAAGCGUGAUUAUAUAUGUAUAUAUAAAUAUACUUUGAUAUGAAGGGUUCAAUGAUGAGUAAAAAAUAUCAAUUCAUUUUGGGUUAUUUGUUUUUUAAUCUUAAAUUUUAUUUCAAUUGUACAUUUUAAAAAAUCGAUGUAAUUUUUUUUAUGACAUUUUGUUUUACUUGACGUUAUAUGAUACCUAGUUUUUUUCUUUUUGUCUUUCUAAUAAUGAAAAAAAUUUCUUGAAUCAAUUUCUUAUUUCAGAUCGAUAAAAAUGGUAUUAAAUUAGAGUGAAAAUAUAUAUUGAGUUUGAUAGCAAAAGCAAGAGAGAAAGAAAAAAGAAUAUAAAAUACACCAGGGGAUAAGAAUGAGAUAGAUUUUUGAGGGAUAAUAAUAAUCGGCCUGCAUAAAAAUUAUAAAAAAAAAAUUUCAAUUCAUAUAUUAACAAUAAAAAUUUAUUUAUUAUUUUAUUAUUUUUUUUCAACAAAGAGUAGAUUUUUUGAAAAUACUGAUAGUUAGAUGGCAGGCUGCCAGGCUGUUACUUUGAACAAUUUCAUUAAUUUACUACAUAUAAUACCUAACUAUAUUUGAUUAUUAUAAGAAAAACCUACUUAUACUUACUAUUAUCCACUAUCACACUACCGAAAACUAUUGCUUCUACUGCAGUCAUAAUGAAACUAAUACACUUUGAAUACUAUUAUUCUUACAAUAUAGAAUAAUUUAUAUAUUUACAAUCGAGUGUCGUGGAGUGGAACAUUGUGAUAUAAUAGAUUGGUGCUAACACCUUAUUGAAAUUGAGAUAAAUUAAAGAAAAAGUUGAUAAAUUACAACAACAAUAACAACAAAAGUCGUGCAAUAUUGCGAUAGUAUAGAGAAUCAGGGAGGUUGUCAUUCAAUGGGAAUGUUAGGUUUUCUUAGAACGUCAGUGUAUUUAUUUGAGUAUAAAAGAGAAAAGUAACAACUAGCUAAGAUUGUGAGUUACUAUUAUAUACACUGUAAUAGGAAAUAAGUCGAAUUAUGUAAUGAAGUUUGACUCAAGUUCAUAUGAAAGAAUUUUUCAUAAACAACAAGUGGAUAAAUUUAACUUGAAGAAAAGCUUGAAUUGUGUGUGAAGCGAAAGAGAAAGUUUAUAGCAGCAGCACAGAAAGUAUAGUUAGUUGAGAAGUUAAAUUGAUAAGAGAAAAAAGAGUAAUGAAAUUGAACAGGAAAAGGAAGAGGAAAGAUAGUGGGUGAUAUUAGUAUGAAAGAAUGGAAAAAAAACUUAUGGCUGUGCAAGAGAACAUUAUGAUUGUAAUUAAAAUGUAGGCGUAGGUGUUACCUAGAGCUUAAUUUUACUGAAAUAUAGAUUAAGAGCAUGUUAAAUUUUGUUUCAGCGUGUUAAAAACACGCCCCUACGAGUGACAACCAUCUAAUAGAUCCCUCAAAUCUCUUUGUACAUUAUUUAAUCUAAAUAAACAAGUAAAAAAUAA